UACUUUUUCAUCAUAUCUUGUUCCUCUUUCCAUUCAUUCCCUUGCAAUGCAAGCAAAGUUCCCAUGUAAAGAGGAAUCAACCACCACAACCACUGCUACUCUAUAUAGUAAUAUACAUGAUGAACGAAUCUAACGGCCUUAAUUUUCCAAGUUUUUCAUAUAUAAUAGCUAGCGGCCGCUACCGAUGAUAUAUGUAUAUCUUUGAAUUAUAACUAAUGGGGAUCUGUUUCGGGAAGCGGAAGAAAUCGACGGCAGAGAUAGUGCCGCAAAAACAGCCGACGACAACAGUCCGACUGUACGGCUCUCCCAGCAGCACAAACUACAUCCGAUUUGCCCUCAAAUACAAGGAGGCGGCUGUCUCACUUCGCUGCGUGGUGGUCGCCAGAUCUAAUGACGACAACGACGACAAUGACGAAGAUUAUAGAAACUUGGUGGUGGCGAUGGAGGUGGAGGAGGGCGGGUCAUCGUCGGAGCCAGCUGAGAGGGUUUCAGGGCCGCCCAAUACUCUGCUGCAGUUGAUAGAGGCCAGAUUCCCUCAUCCGCCGCUUCUUCUUCAAACGGGGUCGUCCUCUGAAACCCAACCGACGUCGCUGGUGGCGGCGGUGGUGAAGCUGACUGAGCUGCAACACAGGAGCCUGGCGUGGCACUUGGAGAGGUUGGUGAGGUGGGUUAUGGAUCUGUUGAAGCGUCCGGGUAAAGGAAGAGGAGGCGUGGUUGAUCCGACGGUGGGGAGUGCUCGGAUGGAGGUAAGGAAGCUGGGGAGGAACUACUCGCAGCUUUUGGAGCUGAUGUUGGAACACGCUCAGAUGGAGGAGAGACUCCUCUUCCCCAUCUUCAACUACUGUGAUCCAGGGAUCUGUAAAGCUGCGAAUGAAGAACACGCAAGGGACCUACCCAUCAUGAACGGAAUCAAAGAAGACAUCAAAUCCAUUGAGGUUCUUGACAUUGGGAGUCGUGACUACAAAGAAGCUCUUUCCAACUUUUCUAAGCGCCUCAAAUCACUACAGGAGCGUUAUAGACAACACUUUACGGAGGAGGAAAGAGAAGUAUUGCCGUACAUGGAGGCCGCCGAGCUGAGCAAAGAGCAGCAGCAGAGACUAUUGGACGAGUGUUUGGAUGUGAUGCAACAGUCACACUCAUCGCAUUUGUUCAAUUUUCUUCUUGAAGGGUUACUUCCUCGUGAAGCCAUGCACUACUUGGAAUUAAUCUCCAUGUCCACCAACAAACAACGAACAACUUCUCUGCUUCACAUGAUCAUUUAGCUACUUAUAACAUCAAUCUAGCUAGGGUUUUUUUUUUUUUUUUUUUUUUGGCUAUAUUGAUUUGUUGAUUUUGAUACUUUUUUAUUUUAUUUUAUUUGGCUAUUUUAAUUUGUUGAUUUUGAUAAAAAAAAAAAUUAAUGAUUAUAUAGCACGAACAAUAUUUCACUGAGAAAGUUAGUGAAACUUACAUAGACUUGUGCAGUUUGAGACUUACAUAGAAAACCAGCCACAAACUCAGAUAUGCCCCCUAUCGAUCUUGUUGGUCGGUCGGUCUACUAAAGCCAAAUUGGUUCUACAGCUCCAGCCGUCAAUUGGUAUCACCGGUUGCCUCUAGAAUCUCUUGUCGGACGAUCUUUUUAUCUGCCUUACUCAAGCCAAACUUGUAGAUUAGGGCUCAAAUCAUAUCAUUAUAAUUCUUUUAUGUUUCAUUUUGGUAGUUCUAAUUCUUUGUUUUAUGUCUAUUUGGUCUUAUGGUUUACGAAUAAUUGAUUAUGUGAUGCAAUUUUAUGCAUCUAAUACACAAUGUUCGUUACUGUGUUUGUUCAUGAUAAAUACAUCUGGGAAGCAGCAAUGAGUCUCCUGCAAUAAGAGGUAAGCUCAAUAUAACCCGGAUUUAUUAUUGGGAGAGAACUGAACUUCAGUUGUUUUUGGUCACGUUUGAUGGUCCGCAUGCGAUUGAAUUCGGCAUUUCGGAUUGAUUAGGUUAGGACUGGAGUGGACAUUUUAGGAGUUACAAGUAAAUUGUUCGUUCUAGUCUCGUAAACACACAAAAGGAAAAUGUUGUGGUCUCUAAAAACACGAAACAUAUGAACACGGUGUGAAAGAAAAGAUUAUGCUGAGUCAUGUUUUUUAUAUCUCGAUGCAAUAAUGCUCCUUUUGCAUGAUAUGGUUCAA
Messenger RNA from Pyrus x bretschneideri (Chinese white pear), 2156 nucleotides. RefSeq lists its product as uncharacterized. The transcript is spliced from 3 exons. NCBI's taxonomy places the organism in Eukaryota, Viridiplantae, Streptophyta, Magnoliopsida, Rosales, Rosaceae. The coding region runs from base 216 to 1262 and encodes 348 amino acids. The record is from RefSeq and is a predicted model, not a curated record.